UCAGGCUUAAGGGUUUAUACUCAUUCUUUUGAAAACCAUACUUUUAUAUCUUUUUAAAUCUGAAAGGUGUGAGCUUACAAAACCUCUGUUAAUACUAAACUCGUACAGAUAAACUCUGAGGUGGUUUAGUUGCAUCCUUUCUUGCCACUUUUAAAUCAAAUUAACUAGAUACUCAGAGAGCAGAGCAAAGGAAAAUGCAUUUUCGCAAGGUAUCUGACUGGUGAGAAGCAGAGCUGCGGCAUAAAGAACCGGCAGGAAUCCGGGCUUUCCCACUCUGGUGGCAAAGAGGGGGAAUCAUGGGUUGGUGGUCUGCUUCAUGUUAGGAGGACACCCCUCCAUCUGUUCACAGCUCAGCCUCUUUCCAAUUUAAAGCCCAGAUUUCCAUACAAACCUCAAUUUCUUUUCCCCAUUUUAAAUGCAAAGCAAGGCUUGUGAAUCACAGAGUCUCGGCUACUGGGAUUCAGACCAAAUUUCCCCCCAAAAUUCUCAGGCUCUUUGCUUGAAUACCUGCUUACAGUGGUACACAAUGGGCAGCUUUGAGAAGAAAAAUUGAUAAUCUUCACGGAAGAGUAAUUUGAAUGAAAUUACACUUGACAGCCUGUCUCCAAGCAAACAAGAGGCGCGAGGGAGCCUUAGCUAAGCUCGGAGGACUUGCCCAAGCCACUGCUGUGGGAGCUUCCCAGGGAAAAAAAAAUCACCAGUUUUUCCAACAUCUAAUUGAGCUUUUGAUUAAUUCCGUGUACCAGAUUCUACUGAAGAAAGGUAGCCAUGGAAGAGAAUAUGGAAGAGGGACAGACACAAAAAGGGUGUUUUGAGUGCUGUAUUAAAUGCCUGGGAGGCAUUCCCUAUGCCUCCCUGAUUGCCACCAUCCUGCUCUACGCUGGGGUAGCCCUGUUCUGUGGUUGUGGCCAUGAAGCACUCUCUGGAACUGUCAACAUUCUGCAAACCUACUUUGAGAUGGCAAGAACCGCUGGAGAUACACUCGAUGUCUUCACCAUGAUUGACAUCUUCAAGUAUGUGAUCUACGGCAUCGCGGCUGCCUUCUUUGUUUAUGGCAUUCUGCUGAUGGUGGAAGGUUUCUUCACGACUGGUGCCAUCAAAGAUCUCUAUGGGGAUUUCAAAAUCACCACUUGCGGCAGAUGCGUGAGCGCCUGGUUUAUUAUGCUGACGUACCUUUUCAUGCUGGCCUGGCUGGGGGUCACGGCUUUCACCUCCCUGCCCGUCUACAUGUACUUCAAUCUGUGGACCAUUUGCCGAAACACCACCUUAGUGGAGGGAGCCAAUCUCUGCUUGGACCUUCGUCAGUUUGGGAUUGUGACAAUUGGAGAGGAAAAGAAAAUUUGUACCGUCUCUGAGAAUUUCCUGAGGAUGUGUGAGUCUACUGAGCUGAACAUGACCUUCCACUUGUUCAUUGUGGCACUUGCUGGGGCUGGGGCGGCGGUUAUUGCUAUGGUUCACUACCUUAUGGUUCUGUCGGCCAACUGGGCUUAUGUGAAGGAUGCCUGCCGGAUGCAGAAAUACGAGGACAUCAAGUCGAAGGAGGAGCAAGAACUCCAUGACAUCCACUCUACUCGCUCCAAAGAGCGGCUCAACGCAUACACAUAAAUAAACCCUUCCUGUCCCUCCUGCCAUUCAGAUGCAUUGGUGUUUAACUAAGGGCCAUCCAACCAUCCAACCUUUUGAAAACUAAAAUGGAAGUGCUUCUCAUCAAUGAUAUGUAGGGUGACUUAUGACUCACCUGAACACAAUUCCUUGUUGUUUAGCACUUGAUUUCCUAAUCUGUUAAAUUGGUGUGAUCAGAUCUCUUCUACAAGCUCCUAUCCAGCCUUUACCUUUUUUUUAAAUUUCUCCAACUCAUUUAAUAAUUCUGUAAGAUUGAAGAUACUAACAUUGUCAAAUGCAGAGAUUUAUUUGACUUUUAACCGCUUCCCAUGUGUUAAUACGUAACACCUUUUGCAUUAUUUCUUAUGUUUUGGAAAGAAAAAUAGCUUUUUAUACUUUUUAGUUUCGAUUUCGGUAACUAGUUUAACUACAGGUAACCUUCAAAGGGACCACUGUACAUUAUGAACAAUAGACAGAGAUGGUAUCAUGAUGACUCUUCUUGAAAUCUGGAAAUCCCGUCUGGAGAUCAGGGGCCACGUUCAUACAGGCCCUGGUUCAUGUUUUCAUCAAUCAAAGGUGCAAUUUCUAAAUUUGUAAGAGUAGGUUUAAAAAAAAAAGUGCUUCUUAUCUUUGUUAACAUUGUAUUUUUUUCUUGAUGUACUUAAAAGGUAUUUCUCUCUGAUUACUCCUGUUUAUGUUGUGAGCACGUAGAAACAGUGUUACUAAUGCAUGGCUAGUUGCCUUUUUAAGAUUGUGACACCAGACUUACCUUUUAAAGCUUAGUAUAGAGACAAUUUUCAUGGAAAUAACUACUGUGAACUCUUGAAGAGUGAUCCCUUUGUGAUUUAAGCAGUGGCUGGAUUGGAACUUUUAAUAUGCUAAUGUGGAACAUUAAUUACCUUUAUGAAGGUGGUAUAUUAAGAAAUAAGCACAGUAACCCCUCCGAAGUUGUUUUACCUACUUUAAAACAUUUUAAUGGAUUGCACCUCUGUAAACUAUCCCUCCAAUGUGUAUGAUAUAUUUGAAAAGGCUUCCAUUAAUAUAAUAGCUUUGCUUGCAGCCUUCCAAUCUAUGUUGGUUUACCCGUAGUGUUUUUUAAAGUGUGGUCAGAGGCCACUCUAGAAUGUAUCCCUUCCAAGUGUAGUGAUAGAUCUGUGUUUUUAUUUGAAGUAAGUCAUUUUAACAAAAUGUUCAUUCAUAAUCAUUUAUAAGAAGUACCUAUAUCAAAGGAAUAAAAAAAAAAAAAGCAAUCAGUAUUACUGGACCAAAAUUGGUGUUUGUUUUAACCUUGACUCUUCUUUUGAUUAUUUCUAAUGCUACAAGAAUGCUGUAAAGUGUCUUUUAAAAUGAUGUAGCCUGACAAGACAUUUUUGUCAGUGUAUAAAAAUUAGGUAGUAUUGUGCACUGAUUUUGACCAUUGUGAAAUCUUUUCUCAGUGUAAGUGCAUUUCUAAUAAAAUUUAUGAGUGAAACAAUCUUUGUACAACGACUAGUCAUGCAUCAUCCAUAAUUUUACAAGUUCUUGUAGUAGGUAGCGGGGUAUUACUAGGGUUAUCUGUGGCAUGAUUAUGCAUUCUGUAGUAUUAUUUAAUUAAUUUGGGGGUUUGCUUCCUUUUUUUUACACGUAGAUUAUCUUACUGGUUCAACAUUUUUCUGAUAUAUGCAGUAUUACAGAUAUUCAGCAAAAGUAUUAAUGGGCUUCUUUAAAUUCUAUAUUAUAGUGUUUCAGUUCUGUGUCUUAACAGUUUGUGAUGAUUUUUAAAACUGUCUUUUAAACUUAUGUAAUGAUGUUGAUGCUUUUGGCUUUUUUUUCCUGGUAUUAGAGUUUGUAUUUUCACAAAGAGUGCUUUGUAGCAGGCAUUAUAAUUAAUCUGUUUUGUACAUAAAUGUGCCAACAGCUUGAUGGUGGCGUUUUUGAAAUGUAGAACAAAGUGCUUGCAAAAUGUAAUAAAUACACUUGUGUACUUUGUGUACUUAUUAUUAGUUUCUGCAGUGUUUUUUUUUUUGUGGUUUUUUGUUUUGUUUUGUUUUGUUUUGUUUAUUCCUCUUUCCUAUGUAUGUGCACUCUUUCCAGAUGCAAUAGACGCUGUCUUUUUAGGAUGCUUAUUACCUCAGUUGAGCUGACCUCACAAUGAACUGAGAAUUCUGUGUAUGUCAUGCAGCAUAGGGAGGCUAGGGAGCUGGGGAGAGGGCAAAGGUGUGAAGAUUUUGGAGGUCAUUUAAUUUAGCAAAAUGAUAACAGUUCCCAACUUAUGCUAUUCCUUGCCUAAUUUUUAUUGUUCUGUGUUUUCUUUAGAGCUUCCUAAACUAGUAGAGAAACAAAAAAGACUAAUUCAAUUCAGAAAGAAAAAUGAUUUCUUGGUUUGCUUCAAAAUUUCAAGGUGAGAACAAUUAAGUGAAAAAUAUAUAUAUUUUCCAGACUCUUUGUUUGUUUGGGUUGUAAUUUCUUCUGGCCAAACUAGAAGUGAUGGCAAUUUAAAAAUAAUAAAACAGUAAUCAAUAAAAAUCUUAAUUUUCACCAGGCCUAA
This is a messenger RNA of Leptonychotes weddellii (Weddell seal), 4129 nucleotides long. It is a transcript of the gene GPM6A, whose product is annotated as glycoprotein M6A. The record is from RefSeq and is a predicted model, not a curated record. NCBI's taxonomy places the organism in Eukaryota, Metazoa, Chordata, Mammalia, Carnivora, Phocidae. Gene Ontology annotation, cellular component: neuronal cell body; axonal growth cone; filopodium. Gene Ontology annotation, biological process: neuron projection development.